AUAAUAAUAAUAAUAAUUAUAAUGGUGAUGGGGUUGGGAUUUCGCUGCGCCCUCGCCGUCCUCUCUCUUCUCUUCGUCGUCUCCCUCACGCUCGUUCUCCGCGAGGAGACGAGCGGUGGGCCCGUCGCCUUCGACCCCGCGAGGGUCACCCAGGUCUCGUGGAAGCCCAGGGUUUUCUUGUAUAAGAGGUUUCUUUCUGAUGAAGAGUGCGACCACCUGAUCAAGUUGGCAAAGAGUAAGCUGGCGAAAUCGAUGGUCGCGGAUAAUGAGUCGGGGAAGAGUGUGAUGAGCAAUGUUCGGACGAGCUCCGGCAUGUUCUUGAUGAAGCGUCAGGACGCAAUUGUCGCCAGAAUUGAGCAAAGAAUCGCUGCCUGGACCUUCCUGCCCGAAGAAAAUGCCGAGCCCAUUCAAGUGCUGCGGUACGGAAUCGGUCAGAAGUACGAGCCACAUUUCGAUUAUUUUUAUGACCAAAUAAAUCAAGUACGCGGUGGUCAUCGCGCAGCGACAGUGCUUAUGUAUCUAUCUGACGUAGAAAAGGGCGGGGAGACGGUCUUUCCUAAUGCUGAGGGAUGGGAAUCUCAACCUAAGGACGACUCUUGGUCCGAUUGUGCAAGAGGCGGUUAUGCAGUAAAACCUACCAAGGGCGAUGCGGUUCUCUUCUUUAGCCUUAACAUCGACAGCACGACAGACCCACACAGUUUGCAUGGGAGCUGCCCGGUAAUAGAAGGCGAGAAAUGGUCUGCACCGAAAUGGAUUCAUGUGAGAUCCUACGACAAAUUGGAGAUGAACAUCAACUCUGGCAGGAGCAGGAAAUGCUCUGAUGAGAAUGUGAUGUGCCCACAGUGGGCAGCUGCAGGGGAGUGUCUGAAGAACUCUCUGUACAUGGUCGGAAUCAACGAUACGCACGGAUUUUGUCGCAAGAGUUGUGGAAUAUGUGACUCAUAGUAAUUGUAAAUUCUUUUUUCUUUUUUUUUUUCCUUUCUCUACUUGAGAUGCACAUAUUGGUGUAACUCAUUUUGCAGUUAUUAUAUCAUCAUCUAAAAUGUAUGCUGAGGUUUUCUAUGUUUUCAUCGAAAACCAAAUGGCUUGGCGAUUAAAUAGAAAAUCCAAACAA
This is a messenger RNA of Ananas comosus (pineapple), 1114 nucleotides long. Its product is annotated as probable prolyl 4-hydroxylase 7. Gene Ontology annotation, cellular component: endoplasmic reticulum. Lineage: Eukaryota; Viridiplantae; Streptophyta; Magnoliopsida; Poales; Bromeliaceae. Gene Ontology annotation, biological process: peptidyl-proline hydroxylation to 4-hydroxy-L-proline. Bases 22 to 945 code for a protein of 307 amino acids. The record is from RefSeq and is a predicted model, not a curated record. The transcript is spliced from 7 exons. Gene Ontology annotation, molecular function: L-ascorbic acid binding; procollagen-proline 4-dioxygenase activity; iron ion binding.